AUGCUCUCCCUCGCGCUUCUGCUGGUGUUGUCGUUUGGGCGUUGCGCCCAGAAUCCCGCAAAGCCCAAUCCCGAACAUUACGCACCAGUGGCCGUCGCAUCCAACCACAAGCGGCAGGCCAUGACGUGUGAGCAGACAUAUGGGCCCGAGACGCAGCAGUGCGGUGGUGUUACUAGCACCUUCUGCUACGACCCUAGUAUUGGACAGACGUGCUGUCCUCUAGACAAUGGGUUCUGCGAUGAAGGCGAAUACUGCGCACCUGUCGCGGGUUAUUGUUGCCUCGAGGGAGAAGAUUUGCCAACAUGUGCUGAAAAUGCCGGAUUCGUACUGCCUGGCUCCGCAUCGAUCUCACCCACCACGAGCGUUUCUAUGUUCGAUGAUGCGACCACAAUCGCUCCGGAUCCAACCGUCAGCCCUUUCCUCAACGUACCCCCAACCUCGACAACGAUGAGCAUGCCUGACGGCAUCCCCUCGACACUGACGACAGCACCGACGUCGACAAGAACGGCGGACUCGCCAGACACAAAUAGUGACGUCGGCGUUGACAACGACAGCGCAGCCGACGCAGAUGCCGCGGACGGCACAGGUAUGCCAAUGACCACCAGCAGCAUAACGGCGCCAGCGCCAGCAGUAGCAUCAAAUACGACGACGCUCCCGCCCUUCGUCCAGGUCUCAGUUGCCGUGAAGGGAGAUCGACUGCUGUGCAGUGCAGUCACACUGCUUGGGGUGUUCUUCACUGGGUUCUUCUAA
Anthostomella pinea is the source of this 750-nucleotide messenger RNA. NCBI's taxonomy places the organism in Eukaryota, Fungi, Ascomycota, Sordariomycetes, Xylariales, Xylariaceae. The record is from the annotation of a GenBank genome assembly.